Molecule: messenger RNA, 1404 nt
Organism: Colletotrichum karsti
Lineage: Eukaryota; Fungi; Ascomycota; Sordariomycetes; Glomerellales; Glomerellaceae
Product: putative transcriptional regulator
Exons: 1
Coding region: 1-1404 (467 amino acids)
Molecular function (GO): oxidoreductase activity
Source: RefSeq, a predicted model, not a curated record
AUGGGAAUCCUCGGUCUCGGCAAGCCGAACGACGACGUCCGUACCGUGGGGAACUACUCCUUCCGCUGGACCAAGGACCACAUCCCCAAGGAGAAAACGGAGCACCUGCGACACACCUACGACAAGAUCGGUGCGACAGCCGUCGACAGGAUAAAGGAGAUUCAUCGCCAAAACCUCGCCGAGAAACCGGACAGCGCGAAACACCUCUCCAAGCUCGACCUCUUCGCCGUCCUCGAGGAGCACCACGAACACGACGAGGCGCUGGGCCGGUUGUGGGACGACGUCCACACGGUUCCAGAAUGGGUCGACUGGGAGCAGCUCGCGCGCGGCCAGAAGUUCUUCUACCGCUACGCCGCGGCCAACCUGAUGGGCUUCGCCCUGCAGGGCUUCGUCGGCGAGAACUCGGCGUCCGCGGGCGUCGUCGAGGUCCUGGUGCGCACCGGCGGCUUCAGCACCCGCGUGCUCUUCCGCAGGCUCCUCGAGACGUUCCAGAUGCUCCUCGAGGUCACGCAUAGUCUCGAGUACAUACGGCCUGGAGGACGCGGGCACAAGACGGCCGUUCGCGUGCGACUUUUGCACUCGAUGGUGCGGCAACGCAUCCUCAGGAUCGUACGGGACACGGCCAAAGGGUCGGCCUACUACAAUAUUGAGAAGUACGGCGUCCCUAUCAACACGAUGGACUCGCUACAUGCUCUGACGACGUUUGGCUGCAACCAUGCCUUCAUCCAGCUGCCGCUCAUGGGCAUCUCCGUGCCUCAGCAGGAGAUCGAGGACUACGUCGCGCUGUGGCGGUACAUUGGCCACCUGCUGGGCACGCCGACGGAGCACUUCGCCUCGGCGGCCAAAGCGAAGAUACUCAUGGACAGCAUGAGCUACAACGAACGUCUUGUGACGGACAUGUCGCUCGUGGCGGGCCACAAUUUCGUCGAGACUGUGCGAGACCUGCCACCCAUCAACCUCUCGGCCGGGUUCAUCGAGGCGGGUAGUCGGGUUCUCAACGGUGACGCUCUGUGUGACCAGCUCGGCAUGGGACGGCCGGGCGUGUAUCACUAUGCCUGCUUCCGGGGCUUUUGUUGGUUGAUGAGGACACUUGUGGUGGUCCAGCGGUGGUUCCCGCGGCUCGAGGAGAGGCUUGUUGAUUAUAACAGGGAAAUGCUUCACCAAGCUAUCAUUCAGAGCCAGGGCGGCCUUGGAGGCGGGAGCAAGAUGGAGUUCAAGCAUGUGCCUGACGGAACUUUGACGAAAAGGGAGGACAGGCUUGGCAAGAGUGUGCAAUUGCGGUUCUAUAACCGGCCGCUUGACCUGUUCUGCUUUGUUUACUUCAUUCUCGGGUCUCUUCUGAUGGCUGGAGGAAUCAUUUUGCCUCUGACAGUGGCGAUGAACUUUGUCCCGUUCGCACAUUAG